Messenger RNA from Cryptomeria japonica (Japanese cedar), 1381 nucleotides. RefSeq lists its product as uncharacterized. Lineage: Eukaryota; Viridiplantae; Streptophyta; Pinopsida; Cupressales; Cupressaceae. The record is from RefSeq and is a predicted model, not a curated record. The coding region runs from base 167 to 1237 and encodes 356 amino acids. The transcript has 3 exons.
AAUGAUACAAUUUAAUAUCCGCACGGUUGUGGAUAAAGAUCAGAUAAGAAGGCAGCCUUGGAAUUCUGGGAAAUACUAUAUACGUAGACGCCUAGGUAACUGACCUGUAAAUGACUGACUAGAUCCUCGUAUAGCACAGCAGAAGACAGAAAUAUUGAAUAUUCCAAUGUCAGGUUCCAUGGCAGCGAAUUCCAGGACGGCCUCGCUUCUCCUGUUUCCCUUCCCCAACGCCACCAAACCAGAGAAAUUGAAAUGGAUCUUCACACAGAGUUUCAGGAACAUGCUUACCAUAAUCUUCUGCCUGGCCGUCUGGUUAAUAGGUCGUAUUUUCCAUGCUCUUAAUACCUUCCUUCCCUCUUAUGUUUCUGCGCUUGCAGACAUCAGCCGUAAAGGAGAGAAAGGUAUUGUUAACGCUCAGGCUCCAAAUUCUCUCGUCGGAAUCGCAAUUGGCAGAGCGCUCAACCAGGUAUUGGCUCUGGUAAUUGAGACUCCUGUUAAUUCGCGGAAAUAUGAUUUCGUGAGAGCUUUGGCGGAUAAAAUGAUAGAAGAGAAUUUGAAAAACGACUCUUUGAAAGAGGUGAAUCGAACAGCACUUUCUGCUGGAUUUGGCCGAACUGUGAAGCUCUUGAUUUCGGCUCUGCGCGACCAGCAGACGGCUGGAACGACAUGGAAAAUGAUUCGGCGGAUUCCCUUCGGGGAAUAUCUUAAUAAACAUCUUUCUACGGCUAACGAUUCUUUGCUUUCCACAAGUAUGGUGACCGAAUCUGUUUUAGCUGAGAAAUUGGUAGCGGAUUUGUUGUGGUUUGCGGAAAAAUUAGAGGCAUGUUGUGGUAUUGAAGAAGCGAUUGCUCAGUGGAGCGAGGCCGGCAUCUUGGCGAAUCUCUCCAUGUCUGCGAACCCACGUGUCCAGGGGUCUCUGGUGAGAGUUUCAGUGUAUCUGUUGAAAGAGGUGGCAAAGGAAGAGACGGAAGAAAGGAAGGUGAAAAUGAUGAUGAUCUGGAUGCCGCUCUUGGCCAAUGCCGCCAAUGGAGUGGAAAGCGUUGUUUUGUCCGCUAGGGAGAAAAGUGAGGUUGAAAGAGUGGUGGAGCAGAUGAUUCAAGAAUUGGCGGACAUGAAAGACAAAGAAGCCGUGCUUGCGAAUUGGCUCCACCAUUACGCGCGCUCAAAUUCUGACUGGCCAAAUUUACAGACAUGUUACAAUCAAUGGUGUGGCCUUUCCAGAAGCACCUUAUGUUGAAUGCAUUCAUCCUGGCUGUAAAUUAGUCUAUCCUGCUGUAAGAAUUCAAGAUUCCGCAUUUUGGAUUUUCCCUUUUAUUAUUAUUAUUAAUUUAUUGUUGUUUCUAUUUUAAACGAAAUUGUAUGGUUCCAACAUUUGUUUUCC